AGCCGAUCAAGAUGGAUUUUCCCCGUUUCAAUUGAGAUGACCUACCAAGUUGGAUCUUCAAUGUUGAACUGUUCUUUGAGUGCCAAGGAAUUUUGGAGACAAUGAAGGUUAGACAUGCUGCCAUGAAUUUUGACAGACCCGCCAUUCAGGGGUUUCAGUGGUUGGUUUUGCAGCAUGGUCGACCCGACUGGCAGCAACUAGUGACCGCCAUGACAGUUCGAUUUAGACCCUCAAUAUAUGUGGACUAUAAUGCAGAACUCUCUAAGAUAUGCCAGAGAGGAAGUGUGGUAGAGUAUCAAGAACAGUUUGAACAAACUAGCAACAUGGUUCGAGGCUGGCCCAUGGAAGCACUCAUAGGAGCAUUCGUGAGUGGCCUAAAGGACGAGUUGAGGAUCAAAGUGCAAGCGCUGCGACCCACUACACUACAUGCAUGCUUUGUCGCGGCUCAUAUGACUAAAAAAAGCACCAGCGCUUCUCCCAAUUCAACAGGCCAUCCAAUGUUUUUGUGCACAACCCCAAAGUAUUCGAUGGAACAAGAAAAAGCGAUAAGCAAGGCAUUGACCACAGCCGGUCCCAACCAGCCAAUCAUGCGUCGCCUCGCACCCGAACAGAUUGGAGAAAAACGAUGCCAAGGAAUCUACUUCCAUUGUGACCAACCGUGGACAGGGCUUCAUGCAAGCGCCUUCACAUGUACUUAGUGGAGGAAGAAGAAGAAGAAGUGGCACCAAUCGAGGAGAACACCACCGGGGCAGCAGGGGAAUCUUCGGCCAUGAAUAUGACAGUGGGGUGCCUGCCAGAAAUAUCUCUGCAUGCACUUGCCGGGAAUGAGGUGCCUCAACUGAUGAGAGUGGAGGGAAAGCUCAGAGGCCGAACCGUGAGUGUGCUAGUCGAUACAGGCUCUAUUCACAACUUUAUUAGUGAGAAAUUGGCAAAGGCAUUGGGUUGCAAGAUUGAUACACAACCGGUGUUUGAUGUGGUGGUAGGAGAUGGCAACACUCUGAAAUUCAAAGGGCGCUGCAACGAAGAAAAGUUGGAAAUUCAAGGCCAUUGUUUUGCUGUGCAGGUGUAUACGUUGGCCAUGGUGGGCGCCGACCUCGUGUUGGGCGUGCAUUGGUUACUAGGGUUCGAUGAAGUGAUGUGGGAUUUUGUGGGCAUGCGCAUGCACUUUACACAAAAUGGAGACCGCCGACUCACGUUAUCAGCGAGAAAGCGACCCGCAGCUAUAGAAGCUUCUAACUACAAAAUAUUUAGAGGAGCAGCAGCAAGUUUGGUUUUACUCAUGAUUCCUAAAGGACUACCACCGCCGCGCUCAAGUGACCACAGGAUCGAUCUUCAACCUAGGGCGGUGGCCAUCAAACUAUGGCCCUAUCGGUAUAACCCGUUUCAACAGGAAGUACUCACACGACUUGUACAAGAGAUGCUAGCUCAAGGCGUCAUCCAGCCUAGUCGGAGCCCGUUUGCUUCACCAGCAUUACUGGUACUAAAGAAAGAUGGAAGUUGGCGUUGGCAUUUUUACGUCGACUAUCGAGCCCUCAAUGCCAUCACGAUCAAGGAUCGAUAACCUAUCCCUAUGGUGGUGGAUCUCCUGGAUGAGUUGCAAGGUGGUUCCUUCUUUUCCAAGGUCGACUUGCCAGCUGGCUACCAUCAGAUCAAAGUGCUUGAGGCUGAUGUGCCUAAGCCUGCCUUUCUCACCCCCGAUGGCCAUUAUGAGUUUUGUGUUAUGCCUUCUGGACUUACCAACGUGCCGACAACGUUUCAGUCUCUCAUGAAUGACGUGUUUCGGUCUGAUUUGCACAGUUCAUGUAAUGCUCGUUGGUUCGACGGGUCGGGUCGAGCUAGGGUCCAGACCCGGAACCGACCCCCACUCGCGUAAGGGCCCGACGCGAGGCCCUUCUCCCUCGCCUUUCUCUUCCUUCUUCGUUGUCUCCGGUGGUCUCCUGUGGCAGUGCAGAGGGAGGAGAGUGACGGUCGGGUGGUGGUGGCUGGAACGGCGACGGCGACGGCGACGGAGGUGGCAGCGGCGACGGCGGCGGCGGCUGCUGGGUAAACCCUCUCUCUCUCGUGCGAUUUUUCUUGCUCUGCCACUCAUGCCCUUUUUUCUGUUUUGCUCUCUGCCGCACGUCCCCUCUUCUUCUCUCUCGCCAUUUUCUUUCCCCUCUUUCCGCUGGUUCUCUACCGCUCGACCCUCUUCUCACUCACCCGCACUCCCCCGCCUGCUCUUUCUCUCUCUUCUCACCCCACGGCUGUUUUCCCCCUUGACCGAACCCUUCCUCUCUCUGUCUCUCCUCUCUGUCAGCGUCCCUUUUCUUUGUUUAUUUCAGUUUUUUUUCCCCAACUACUACCGUGGGUCUUUCCUAGCA
Molecule: messenger RNA, 2360 nt
Organism: Nymphaea colorata (pocket water lily)
Lineage: Eukaryota; Viridiplantae; Streptophyta; Magnoliopsida; Nymphaeales; Nymphaeaceae
Exons: 2
Coding region: 689-1561 (290 amino acids)
Source: RefSeq, a predicted model, not a curated record